Molecule: messenger RNA, 1719 nt
Organism: Paramecium tetraurelia
Lineage: Eukaryota; Ciliophora; Oligohymenophorea; Peniculida; Parameciidae
Exons: 2
Source: RefSeq, a predicted model, not a curated record
AUGCUCUUUAUUUUUCUUUAACUUUUCAUUUUAACAAAUUGUGAACUGAUACAAAUAUUAACUAGAUAAGAAGCAGUUUUGGAUGUUUUCAGUUAAUCAGGCAUAAUUCUUGAAUAAUAACUCACAGAAUAGCAAUUAUGCAAAAUUAUACCUUAACAAUUAGUAGCAAAUAACAUUGAUGAUAACUCCAUAACACUUAUAAAUAGUUAUAGCGAUGAUAAUUUUAGUGAGGUUUUUGAAUAUGGGUCUUACAAGGGGAAAAUAGGAAAAAUUCUUAAAUUUGUCUAAAUAAAACGUGGGAUACUUGUGUUGAGGGAUGACGGAGAAUUAUAUUUUUUGAGAAUUCAAGGCACAAAAUUUAAAUAACAAGCCACUUUUCAGUUAAGUAUUGACCAAUAAUCACUUUAAACAAAUGUAUUUAUGGAAUACUUUUAUGAUUAAAAUUCAGUCUUGAUUAUAGGGGAUGGAGAAACUAUUGCGUUAGAUUUAGAGUUCGAUGAUGAUGAUCUCUUUAUUAAACAAUACAAAGUGUAUGAACAGUGGCAAAUCUCACACAUUAAUAGCAUAGCAACAGCUGGCAAUCUCAUUAUAGUAGCAAUGAACACUGGCAUAAAGAUGUUUGAAUUUGCCAAUCAUCAAUUGAGUGAAAUAUUUCUGGAUUCUUAGAUGGGUGGUAGAAUCUAGGAUAUUAAGGUAUUCAAUUAAAAUAAAGAUGACAAUUAUUACAUCUAUUUGUUGGAUGAACAAUAUGGAGUUAGCUAAUACAUUUAUAACGUAGGCAGAAGUGCAAUUUUGUAAUUUAAUGCUCAUAUGGGAUAAAUACCAUAACCUGGAGAGAUUUUAGAUGUUUACGGAGACAUUCUAAUGAUAGUAUAAAAUUAGACCUUAUUUGAAUUUCGCAUAGAUUAUAGUAAAAAUAGUUAUGAGUUGAUAAAGCAACACGACUUAGAAACAGACAUAAUUGACAUCUAAUUAACUGACACUUUUGCCAUUAUUAUAGGUAGAAAUGGACAUCAGAUCUUGUUUCACUCAAUUCCUUCCACUUUUUCUUAAUUUGAGUGGAUGAAUCAAUUAGUGAUACCAAAUCUGAAGCAAUUAGAUAUCUUAUCAUUGAAUUUAGAUCUUAAACCACAUAAAAACAAUAUUAAAAAUACUCAUAAUAUUAUUGUUGGAAUCACUUAACAUAAGUUGUUCUUUUCUAAAAUUGAGUUGUAAUAAUCGUAUAUUGAAUGCUACUCUGAUUCUACAACCUAAGAAUUUGAAUUAACGUACUAACAAAAGUCCACAUAUUGCAAAUCAAAUCUUAAAAACAAAGUCUGCAAAUUGAACAAGACAUAUACAAUAUAAUUUGUAGAACCUAAAGCAUUCGGAGGAGGCAAAGAUACCUAUUUACUCAUAAUCCUACUCUAUGUCAUUUCUAUAGCAUCUUUUCUAGUUUUAAUGGGAACCCUAAUCGUCUUAUAUAAAAGAUACCAUCGAAUUCCUCAAAGAUAGAAGUUGCAAGAGAAGGAAGAGAAGGAAGAAUAAACCUUUUCAAGCACUAAUAGACAUAUAAAAAUGGCUUCUUCAAAAAAAAUUAUCUAUUUGCCAAAAGUUGAUUAAACUCCAAUCAGUGGUGUAUAAGAAUAAAUUAAUUUCCAACUCAAUGGAAAUCACAAUAAUCGACCAAUCACAUAAGAUAAUUAGGACUUAUCUCCUAUGGCUUCUGAAAUGAGAUGA